Molecule: messenger RNA, 442 nt
Organism: Protopterus annectens (West African lungfish)
Lineage: Eukaryota; Metazoa; Chordata; Ceratodontiformes; Protopteridae
Product: 14-3-3 protein beta/alpha-1-like
Exons: 2
Coding region: 17-442 (141 amino acids)
Biological process (GO): signal transduction
Cellular component (GO): cytoplasm
Source: RefSeq, a predicted model, not a curated record
UCUGUAGGCUUAAAAUAUGGAUAAGAACGAGCUGGUACAGAAAGCUAAACUGGCAGAGCAGGCUGAGCGAUAUGAUGACAUGGCAAAUGCUAUGAAAGCAGUCACUGAAGAUGGGAAUGAGCUGUCUAAUGAAGAGCGAAACCUACUUUCUGUGGCAUACAAAAAUGUGGUGGGCGCCCGACGCUCCUCCUGGCGUGUCAUAUCUAGCAUCGAACAGAAAACUGAGAGCAAUGAAAAGAAACGACAGCUGGCUCGUGAAUAUCGUGAGAAAAUAGAGGGUGAAUUGCAUGACAUCUGCAAAGAUGUUCUGAAACUUUUGGAAGAUCACCUCAUUGACAAAGCCUCACCUGCAGAAAGUAAGGUUUUCUACCUGAAAAUGAAGGGUGAUUACUACAGGUAUCUGUCUGAGGUGGCAUCUGGAGAAAAGAAGCAAGGUAAAUAA